AUGGGUCGUCUGUUCUUCGGUCGGGUUACGGCCAUAUACUUCUGUCUCCUUCUGGUCUCGACGACAGUACACUCUUUCUAUCUUCCCGGAGUAGCUCCUCGAGAUUUUCAAAGAGGGGAUGAGCUUCAAAUCAAAGUGAACAAGCUGUCAUCUACUAAGACACAACUGCCAUAUGAUUUCUAUUACUUGAAAUAUUGCAAGCCGAAAAAAAUCAUGAAUGUUGCUGAGAACUUGGGGGAGGUCCUUCGAGGUGACCGGAUAGAAAACUCAAUUUACGCUUUUAACAUGAGGGAGGAACAGCCCUGUAAAGUGGCUUGUAAAGUUAAGCUUGAUGCUGAUGCUGCUCAGAACUUUAAGGAAAAAAUUGAUGAUGAAUACAGAGUCAAUAUGAUUUUAGAUAACCUUCCAGUAGCUGUUCGUAGACAGAGGCGAGAUGGAAGUCCAUCAACAACUUAUGAACAUGGUUUCUAUGUUGGGUUCAAGGGGAAUUAUGCUGGGAGCAAAGAGGAGAAGUAUUUUAUUAAUAAUCACUUAAGCUUCAGAGUCAUGUACCACAGAGAUCUUGAAACUGAUUCUGCUCGAAUUGUUGGGUUUGAGGUUACUUCAAACAGUAUUAAACAUGAGUACAAGGAGUGGGAUGAGAAGAAUCCUCAGCUCUCAACAUGCAAUCAGGACACCAAAAAUAUAAUUCCGGGGAGCACUGUUCCACAAGAAGUUGAUACAGACAAGGAGGUUGUGUUCACUUAUGAUGUUUCUUUCAUGGAAAGUGAUAUAAAGUGGGCAUCCCGCUGGGAUACCUACCUUCUCCUGAAUGAUGAUCAGAUCCACUGGUUUUCUAUCAUCAAUUCUCUGAUGAUCGUCCUCUUCCUUUCUGGUAUGGUUGCCAUGAUCAUGAUGAGAACUCUGUACAGAGAUAUUGCAAACUAUAAUCAGUUGGAAACCCAAGAUGAUGCUCAGGAAGAAACAGGAUGGAAACUUGUUCAUGGUGAUGUUUUUAGAGCACCUACAAAUUCUGGAUUGCUGUGUGUUUACGUGGGGACGGGGGUUCAAAUCCUCGGAAUGACACUUGUGACAAUGAUGUUUGCACUGUUGGGUUUCCUCUCACCUUCCAACCGUGGUGGGCUUAUGACUGCCAUGGUUCUUUUAUGGGUUUUCAUGGGCUUGAUUGCUGGUUACUCAUCAGCUCGUCUAUACAAAAUGUUCAAGGGCACCGAGUGGAAGAGGAAUACCUUAAAAACUGCUUUCAUGUUUCCUGGUAUUCUGUUUGCUGUUUUCUUUGUUCUGAAUGCUCUUAUCUGGGGAGAAAAAUCAUCUGGAGCUGUACCCUUUGGAACUAUGUUUGCUCUUGUGUGCUUAUGGUUUGGAAUAUCAGUUCCGUUGGUUUUUGUCGGUAGUUAUUUGGGUUUCAAAAAACCAGCCAUUGAAGAUCCAGUGAAGACAAACAAGAUCCCAAGGCAGAUACCCGAACAGGCAUGGUACAUGAAACCUAUGUUCUCUAUUCUUAUUGGAGGCAUCCUUCCAUUUGGGGCUGUUUUCAUUGAGUUAUUCUUCAUAUUGACUUCCAUCUGGCUGAACCAGUUCUAUUACAUCUUCGGUUUCCUCUUCAUUGUCUUUGUGAUUUUAAUAAUCACAUGUGCAGAGAUAACAAUUGUUCUCUGCUACUUCCAGUUGUGCAGUGAAGAUUAUCAUUGGUGGUGGAGGGCUUACCUGACUGCUGGUUCCUCGGCUUUAUACCUUUUCCUGUACUCUAUUUUUUACUUCUUCACUAAGUUGGAAAUUACCAAGCUCGUUUCUGGCAUUUUAUACUUCGGAUAUAUGCUAAUUGCUUCAUAUGCCUUUUUUGUGUUGACGGGAACCAUUGGCUUCUGUGCUUGCUUCUGGAUGGUUAUGGAAGAGCAAUUAGAUCAGUUAUCUCCCUAUAGGAAGGAUAAGAGCUUGAAACUACGAAGGUGGAUUUUGAUGGAAGAAGGCAGACUUUGUAGACAGGAGCUAGCGUUAACUGUCUAG
Molecule: messenger RNA, 2007 nt
Organism: Fraxinus pennsylvanica
Lineage: Eukaryota; Viridiplantae; Streptophyta; Magnoliopsida; Lamiales; Oleaceae
Source: the annotation of a GenBank genome assembly